Knipowitschia caucasica is the source of this 657-nucleotide messenger RNA. NCBI's taxonomy places the organism in Eukaryota, Metazoa, Chordata, Actinopteri, Gobiiformes, Gobiidae. The record is from the annotation of a GenBank genome assembly.
AUGAACCAUCACUACACGCCGUCCAACGGAAUGCAGAGUAUGCGGAAAGAGCACCUGUACAAAGUGCUUGUCAUCGGGGACCUGGGGGUCGGGAAGACCUCCAUCAUCCGCCGCUACGUGCACCAGACCUACUCCACCAACUACAGAGCCACGAUCGGCGUGGACUUUGCACUCAAGGUUCUGAACUGGGACUCAGAGACCAUCAGACUACAGCUGUGGGACAUCGCAGGGCAGGAGCGAUUUGGCAACAUGACCAGAGUUUACUACCGUGAAGCUAUGGGGGCCUUCAUAGUGUUUGAUGUGACGCGGCCUACAACAUUUGAAGCUGUCAUAAAGUGGAAAGAGGACCUUGACUCUAAACUCAUGCUUGCAAAUGGACAGAGCAUCGCCACGGUGCUCCUGGCAAACAAGUGUGACCAGGGCAGAGAACUCACCAACAACUGCAUCAAAAUGGACCAAUUCUGCAAAGACCACGGGUUUGUCGGGUGGUUUGAGACUUCAGCAAAGGAUAGCCUCAACAUAAACGACGCAGCUAACUUCCUGGUCAAACACAUCAUGGCCACAGAGAACGACAUCAUGAAGUCAGUGGUGCCCGACACCAUCUCGCCUCAUAUCGACUCAAACAGACAAAUGAACUGUGGGGGAUGCAUCAAAUGA